CCCAAGAGUGACCGCCCGAAACCCUCCGCCUGCCUUUUCGUUGCAUCCCUCGCUGCCUCCCGCACAGACGAACAACUCCUCGCCUCCGUCUCCGCCCACUUCGCAAAAUGGGGUCCCCCCCUCCACGUCAAAGUCCUCAAAGACCCCCUCCAGCGCCCUUACGCCUUCGUCCAGUUCUCAAACGACGAAGAAGCUACUCGCGCCAUGACAGAAGCCCACAACACCGUCGUCGAUGGUCGCCAUAUCCGCGUCGAGAAAGCGAGGGUGAACCGUACCAUUUGGAUC
Saitoella complicata NRRL Y-17804 is the source of this 285-nucleotide messenger RNA. Its product is annotated as RNA-binding domain-containing protein. The transcript has a single exon. The record is from RefSeq and is a predicted model, not a curated record. Gene Ontology annotation, biological process: positive regulation of mRNA splicing, via spliceosome. Gene Ontology annotation, molecular function: RNA binding. The annotation marks the transcript as partial. Lineage: Eukaryota; Fungi; Ascomycota; Saitoellomycetes; Saitoellales; Saitoellaceae. Gene Ontology annotation, cellular component: spliceosomal complex.